GAGCCAGAGCCAGAGCCAGAGCCAGAGCCAGAGCCAGAGCCAGAGCCAGAGCCAGAGCCAGAGCCAGAGCCAGAGCCAGAGCCAGAGCCAGAGCCAGAGCCAGAGCCAGAGCCAGAGCCAGAGCCAGAGCCAGAGCCAGAGCCAGAGCCAGAGCCAGAGCCAGAGCCAGAGCCAGAGCCAGAGCCAGAGCCAGAGCCAGAGCCAGAGCCAGAGCCAGAGCCAGAGCCAGAGCCAGAGCCAGAGCCAGAGCCAGAGCCAGAGCCAGAGCCAGAGCCAGAGCCAGAGCCAGAGCCAGAGCCAGAGCCAGAGCCAGAGCCAGAGCCAGAGCCAGAGCCAGAGCCAGAGCCAGAGCCAGAGCCAGAGCCAGAGCCAGAGCCAGAGCCAGAGCCAGAGCCAGAGCCAGAGCCAGAGCCAGAGCCAGAGCCAGAGCCAGAGCCAGAGCCAGAGCCAGAGCCAGAGCCAGAGCCAGAGCCAGAGCCAGAGCCAGAGCCAGAGCCAGAGCCAGAGCCAGAGCCAGAGCCAGAGCCAGAGCCAGAGCCAGAGCCAGAGCCAGAGCCAGAGCCAGAGCCAGAGCCAGAGCCAGAGCCAGAGCCAGAGCCAGAGCCAGAGCCAGAGCCAGAGCCAGAGCCAGAGCCAGAGCCAGAGCCAGAGCCAGAGCCAGAGCCAGAGCCAGAGCCAGAGCCAGAGCCAGAGCCAGAGCCAGAGCCAGAGCCAGAGCCAGAGCCAGAGCCAGAGCCAGAGCCAGAGCCAGAGCCAGAGCCAGAGCCAGAGCCAGAGCCAGAGCCAGAGCCAGAGCCAGAGCCAGAGCCAGAGCCAGAGCCAGAGCCAGAGCCAGAGCCAGAGCCAGAGCCAGAGCCAGAGCCAGAGCCAGAGCCAGAGCCAGAGCCAGAGCCAGAGCCAGAGCCAGAGCCAGAGCCAGAGCCAGAGCCAGAGCCAGAGCCAGAGCCAGAGCCAGAGCCAGAGCCAGAGCCAGAGCCAGAGCCAGAGCCAGAGCCAGAGCCAGAGCCAGAGCCAGAGCCAGAGCCAGAGCCAGAGCCAGAGCCAGAGCCAGAGCCAGAGCCAGAGCCAGAGCCAGAGCCAGAGCCAGAGCCAGAGCCAGAGCCA
Messenger RNA from Aedes albopictus (Asian tiger mosquito), 1104 nucleotides. RefSeq lists its product as uncharacterized. The record is from RefSeq and is a predicted model, not a curated record. The annotation marks the transcript as partial. Lineage: Eukaryota; Metazoa; Arthropoda; Insecta; Diptera; Culicidae. The transcript has a single exon.